GCUAUAUAUACUUAACGAACCGACUAACUUACUUUCUGUCUCUCCCACCUCGUACUUUGUCUUCUUCGUCAAUUUCACAGUGGUGUUGUAGAGAGUUAUAGACGAAGAUGGAACACGGGUCAUAUGCAGACAAUAGUAAUGCAACGUUUUCUUUGACAGAUGAAGAUCAUACGCUUGCAAAUGCAGUCAGAUUCUCCUUAAAUCAAGAUCCAAGGGUUUCAUUCAGCGGGUAUAGCAUUCCUCAUCCUUCAGAUAAUCGAGUUAAUAUCAGAGUACAAACCACAGGUGCUCCAGCACGCGAGGUAUUGAAAGAUGCAUGCCAGGAUCUGAUGAUGAUGUGCCAGCAUGUGAGAAGCACUCUUGACGUGGCUGUUGCUGAUUUCAAAUUGAGAAACCCCCCAAAGAAGGAUGAGGAUACAGAUAUGAAAUAGAAUUGGACCUUGACUUUCAGUCCCUCCUUAAUGUAUUUCCAAUUUUUAUUGUAGCUUUAAGAGACAAGCUUGAAAUUAAGCUUACAUAUUUGACUCCAAUUGACGAGUUCAUUUAUUAAUUUUCAGAGAUGUUUAUUUUA
This is a messenger RNA of Quercus lobata, 571 nucleotides long. It is a transcript of the gene RPC14, whose product is annotated as RNApolymerase 14 kDa subunit. The transcript has 4 exons. Gene Ontology annotation, biological process: transcription by RNA polymerase III; transcription elongation by RNA polymerase I. Gene Ontology annotation, molecular function: DNA binding; protein dimerization activity. Bases 108 to 431 code for a protein of 107 amino acids. NCBI's taxonomy places the organism in Eukaryota, Viridiplantae, Streptophyta, Magnoliopsida, Fagales, Fagaceae. Gene Ontology annotation, cellular component: RNA polymerase III complex; RNA polymerase I complex. The record is from RefSeq and is a predicted model, not a curated record.